This is a messenger RNA of Anopheles stephensi (Asian malaria mosquito), 2543 nucleotides long. RefSeq lists its product as uncharacterized. The transcript has a single exon. The coding region runs from base 1107 to 2543 and encodes 478 amino acids. The record is from RefSeq and is a predicted model, not a curated record. Lineage: Eukaryota; Metazoa; Arthropoda; Insecta; Diptera; Culicidae.
CAACAAGAAGGGAAAAGUGUUCUUUUCAGGAGAAGUGUUUGGCUUGGGUUUUAGCGGUUGCAAAUGGCGUGCCGGUGCAAGUGAAUGUGUUUUAGUGCGUUCAGCUUGGUAUCGGUUCGUGUGCAAUUGCGCAGUGGCGCAAGCGAAUGUACGUGUACGUGUAUGCGCGUGUGUGUGUGACAGCUUAGCUUGGCGCGGAUUCUUGUGCAACGGCUCGAUACGACGUUGAUGGUGUGUGUGCAUGUGUGACGAACGAUGCCAUCACCAUUUACUCGAUCGAAAAAGCUAAAACGAACACCAGUUAAGCGUGGGACGACAUCACCGAAACCAACAUCAUCACAACAACAGCUAGUAGAAGACAAUUCCGACGAAAUGGAGGCACAGCUGAAAGUGUUGGAGAAGCAACGGGAAGCAGUGUGUGGAAAGCUUAGUCGUGUGUGUGCAGCUUUGUGUGACAGUGCAGAGCAGCCUAACCUCAACGUAAAAAACGUGCGCUUCCUUCAACUCCAGGAAAAGGCUUUAGAAAAUAUCUAUAGCGAGUGCAACGAAAUACAGAACAAAAUCUACGAGUUAACGCUGCACGAUGACCAAGACAAAGAGCAGAAUGACAAAUACAUCGAAUUUGAGACACGUUUCAAUGACGUUUCGUUGAAACUGACCGCGUGUUUCGAUGCCGUAACGAAAGUUGAAGUAGCCGUUCCACCUGCUCUCCCACUGACCCAGCAGCAGGCUCAGCCCCACCUCCCUCCGUUGCAAGUGCCCCUACCGACCUUUGAUGGGUCAUACGAAAAGUGGUAUUCGUUCAAGGCGAUGAAGAACCGGCCCUGAAGCUUUUUCAUUUGCGAAACUGCCUUGUCGGAAAGGCGGCUGGUAUCAUCGACGAUGAGCUGGUAAACAACAACGACUACGAAGCUGCCUGGAAGGUUCUCACUCAGCGGUAUGAAGACAAAAGAGUGGUUGUGGAUAAGCACAUUGAAAACCUUUUCAGCUUACCCAAGAUCAACCAGGACAAUGCUUCGAGCCUUCGUAAAGUGAUUGACACCUGCACUAAAAACGUUGAGGCGUUGAAGAAUCAGAACCUUCCGGUAGGUGGUCUCGGUGAGCAAAUGUUGAUCAACCUUAUAGCUGGUAAGUUAGACAAGAAGUUGCGAGUGGCUUGGGAGACGAAACAAAGGAAGAACUUACUUUCUUCCUACGCCGCUAUGAUGGAGUUUUUGGAGGAGCAGUGUCGAAUUUCUGAGAAGCUCGAUACCAGCGUGAAAACAUCGACGGAAGGUACAAAGCCGAAAACAGUGGCAAGGAGCCUGGUAGUGAGUGAACCUAAACCGCUAGCGAAGUGUCCAGUAUGCAGUGCUGCUCAUGAACUCCGAGCUUGUGAACUUUUCAGGGCUAAAGGUGUUAAGGAAAGGUUCGAGAUUGCAAAACGGUGCGGUAUUUGCUUCAAUUGUCUCUCCAAAGGCCAUCAAUUGCGAGCAUGUUUAUCCAGUUCUUGCCGUCGUUGCGGUAAGAAACAUCAUAGCUUACUCCAUGAAGAUUCCCCAAGUCAGGUUGCAACUAACGUAGGUCAAACGACAUCUAGUGAAUCAGUGAUAGAAGAAUCCCAAACAGCCAACGUACAAACUGAAACACCGACAACCCUGUGCGCGAGUGACGUGGAACCGGAGAAGCAGACCGUCCUUUCGACUGCCAUUGUUUUAGUGGAUGGUUUGUGCGAUUCUCCCUACCCUUGUAGAGUGGUAUUAGACUCUGCUUCGCAGAUGAACUUUGUCACCGAGCGAUUUGCAAACCUUCUCUCCCUUAAGACAAAACCCGCUGACGUCACGGUCAGUGGUCUGAACGGCAAUAGAACUCGUCUUUGCCGUAAACUGCGCACGACGAUCAGGUCUCGUGCCAGUGACUUUACAGCUGAGUUAGAAUUCCUAGUGACACCACGAAUCACUGGGGAACUUCCGACGAAGUCUUUCGACAUAUCACAGUGGCCCAUCUCGAGCGAACAGGUGCUGGCCGACCCUACCUUCAACAGAAGAGGACCUGUCGAUAUGCUGAUUGGCGCUGGAAGUUUUUGGAACCUGAUGCUUGACGGCCGAUGUGAACUCGGUCCGAACCGACCUGCGCUGCGAUACACAAAGCUGGGUUGGAUCGCUGGAGGUGUGAUCGCGAGCGACACGACGGUCGUUGCGCGUACACUUUGCCAAACUGCUGACGAUCAGCCGCUCAUCGAACUGCUGAGGAACUUCUACAAGGUAGAAUCCUGCGACGAGCUCCGCCCUUCCCCGAAGGCGGAUGACGAAGCGUGCCUGGAACACUUCCGGCGCACACACGAGCGAACUGAGGAGGGACGGUAUGUAGUACGAUAUCCGUUCAACGAACGUAAACGCGAGCUUGGCGGCUCGCGAGACACAGCGCUGCGACGUUUUCUGGCUUUGGAGCGAAAACUUGACAAGCAGCCGGACUUAAAGGAGCAAUAUUCGCGGUUCAUCCGAGAAUAUGAGGAUCUCGGACACAUGCGUGGAACGACCCACUUACGGUGCGAGAGCUGCUGA